GCUUUCAUGAAAUAUAUGAACCACGACCCCGAGACUCAUCCGACCGAUGCCAGAAGGUUGUACAGGGAAUAUGAUUUCGUCGUCAUUGGAGGUGGUUCUGCUGGUGCUGUUGUAGCUUCUAGACUGUCUGAAAAUCCAAAGUGGACUGUUUUGUUGUUGGAGGCGGGUGGAGACGAGAACGAGAUAUCUGAUAUACCGACUCUUGCGGGGUACGUACAAAUGAGCGAAAUGGAUUGGAUGUAUCAAACGUCUCCACCCGGGGAUUCUCCUUAUUGCUUGGCCAUGAUUGGAGACCGUUGCAAUUGGCCAAGAGGAAAAGUCUUAGGAGGAUCGAGUGUCCUGAACGCCAUGAUCUACGUCCGAGGUAAUAAACGAGAUUACGAACAGUGGGCCGCGAACGGAAACACCGGCUGGGAAUACGAAAACGUGCUUCCCUAUUUCUUAAAAUCCGAGGAUAAUCGAAAUCCGUACUUAACGAAAACACCGUACCAUCAAUCCGGAGGUUAUCUAACAGUUCAAGAAUCACCUUGGAGGACGCCACUCUCCAUAGCGUUCCUGCAAGCAGGCAAAGAGAUGGGAUACGAGGUGCGCGAUCUGAACGGCGAAAAGCAGACCGGAUUCAUGUUAUCCCAAGGCACGAUCAGAAGAGGAUCCAGAUGCAGCACGGCUAAAGCCUUCCUCAGACCUGUUCAUUUAAGGAAGAACCUGCACAUAGCCCUUCGCUCGCAAGUGCAGAAGAUCCUAAUAGACCCAAAAUCGAAACGAGCCUUCGCCGUGAGGUUCGUGAGGAACGGAAGACAGUACAUUGUGAAGGCCAGAAAAGAGGUUGUUCUCUCGGCUGGUGCGAUUGGUAGCCCGCAGAUACUCAUGUUAUCCGGAGUUGGUCCCAAAGAACAUUUGCAGGAUUUCAAGAUACCUGUGUUGAGCGAUCUCAAGGUUGGGCACAAUUUACAGGAUCACGUGGGCUUAGGCGGUUUGACGUUUAUAGUGGAUGAUCCGAUUACGUUCCAGAAAGACCGGUAUCAAACUAUGGCUGUGGCUUUAGAGUAUAUUUUGAAGGAGCGUGGACCGAUGACUUCUUUGGGCGGCGUCGAAGGUUUAGCGUUUGUUAAUACUAAGUACGCGCCAGAGUCAGGUUUAUGGCCCGAUAUACAAUACCAUUUCGCUCCGAGCAGCAUCAACUCCGAUGGGGAGCAAGUGAAGAAAAUCACAGGGCUUCGCGACAGCGUCUACAACACUGUGUACAAACCAUUGAAGAAAGCGGAAACUUGGACGCUGCUGCCGUUGCUUUUGAGACCCAGGAGCACCGGUUGGGUGCGUUUGAAAUCUAAAGAUCCCAACGUAUACCCUGACAUCAAUCCCAACUACUUCACGCACAAAGAAGAUGUUUUAACUUUAAUCGAAGGAAUUAGAAUCGCUUUAAAUAUAUCGGCUACUCAAGCGUUCCAGAGGUUCAAUUCAAGGCCGCAUAAGAUGCCCUUCCCCGGUUGCAGGCAAUACGAAUUCGAUACUGAUGAGUAUUGGGAAUGCAGUAUCCGACAUUUCACAUUCACCAUCUACCAUCCGACUUCAACGUGCAAGAUGGGUCCAAGCGAGGAUCCGGAUGCUGUGGUUGAUCCUCGUUUAAGGGUGCACGGUAUUAACAAUUUGAGAGUCAUAGACGCUAGUAUUAUGCCAACUAUAGUCAGCGGUAACACCAACGCUCCGACUAUAAUGAUUGGAGAAAAGGGCGCCGAUAUGAUCAAGGAAGAUUGGGACAACAAGAUUCGCUCGUCCGGAUAACGUUGAUCCGUUACCCUGAAUAUCCAUCAAUGUGCCAAUUCCCUUCUUCGAUUAUAUUUAGUUGCCU
This is a messenger RNA of Nicrophorus vespilloides, 1849 nucleotides long. RefSeq names its product glucose dehydrogenase [FAD, quinone]. Gene Ontology annotation, molecular function: flavin adenine dinucleotide binding; oxidoreductase activity, acting on CH-OH group of donors. Lineage: Eukaryota; Metazoa; Arthropoda; Insecta; Coleoptera; Silphidae. The coding region runs from base 7 to 1782 and encodes 591 amino acids. The record is from RefSeq and is a predicted model, not a curated record. The transcript has 3 exons.